Messenger RNA from Lathyrus oleraceus (garden pea), 2906 nucleotides. Its product is annotated as pentatricopeptide repeat-containing protein At3g22470, mitochondrial. The record is from RefSeq and is a predicted model, not a curated record. Gene Ontology annotation, molecular function: mRNA binding; protein binding. Bases 136 to 2025 code for a protein of 629 amino acids. The transcript has 4 exons. Lineage: Eukaryota; Viridiplantae; Streptophyta; Magnoliopsida; Fabales; Fabaceae.
CUUUUACAAAAUUGCACCAAAACCAAAUGCAAACACCUUAACCCAAAAUUUACCUCAAAGUCAAAACCACUUCUCUGUUGGUGUCACAAAAAACUGCUUCAUCAACUGGCCACCUAACAAGUGCGCCAGCAAAAUAUGAAGAGAACAUUACGCCGCUACACCAGAACCUUCCACUUCCACUCCUUCAACCUCCAUCCAUCUCCUCCAGUUUCCACCUUCACCACCACCACCCACCACCACCACGCCGCAACAACAUCAACAUCUUCAUUCAACAAACACCUAACUUCCCUAACAAACAACAACCAACACCUAACCGCCAUAUACCUUUACAACCAAAUCGAAUUCAACAAAAUCAUCACCCCUUGUAUAAUCACUCUCACAAUCUUAAUAACCUCUUUCUUUCAUCUGGGUCGUGUCUCUCUAGCAUUCUCCGUUUUCGGUAAGAUUCUCAAACGCGGUUACGUUUUAGAUACUGUAACACUGAAUGCACUUAUCAAAGGUUUGUGUGUUAGUGGUGAAGUUUCCAAGGCGUUGGAGUUUCACGAUGAGCUUGUUGCUAAAGGGUUUGAAUUGAAUGAGGUUAGUUAUGGGAUUUUGAUUAAUGGGUUGUGUCGAGAUGGGAGAGUUAAUGCAGCUAUUCAUUUAUUGAGAAUGAUUGAGAAAAAUUGUUUUUUUGUUAAGGGUAAUGUUGUAAUGUAUAGUACUGUUAUUGAUUGUUUGUGUAGAAAUGGGUUUGUGAAUGAGGCUUGUGAGUUUUAUUAUAAUGAAAUGUUGGUUAAUGGUGUUUGUCCGAAUGAGUUUACGUAUGGAUCGUUGAUACGCGGAUUGUGCGGUGUCGGGAGAGUGAGGGAAGGUUUUGGAUUGUUGGAUGAGAUGGUUAGGGAGGGUUUAUAUGUAAGUGUUUAUAAUUUUACGGUUUUGAUUGAUGGCUUGUGUAAAAAGGGUAUGCUAGUGGAAGCACGAGAGGUGUUUGAUGAAAUGGUUAAGAGAGGUUAUGAGGUUAAUGUUGUUACUUGUACUGCUUUGAUGGGUGGGUAUUGUUCGAAUGGUAAUGUGGAUGAGGCUAGGGAGUUGUUUGAUAAGGUUGUUGAUCGGGGUUUUGCGCCUGAUGUUUGGACUUGUAAUAUUUUGAUUCAUGGGUAUUGUAAGGUUAAGAGAUUGGAUGAUGCCAUGAAAGUUUAUAAUGAAAUGCGUCAUGUGGGCUUGGUUCCGAAUGUUGUUACGUACAAUUCUCUGAUUGAUUCUUUUUGCAAAUCUGGAGGAGUCUCGUGGGCUUGGGAGAUUGUUAAGACAAUGCACGAUAGAGGUUUGACACCUGAUAUUGUUACUUAUUGUAUCUUGUUAGAUGCUUUGUGCAAAAGCCAAUGUCUUGACCAUGCAAUUUUGUUGUUUGAUCAACUCGUUGAAAGGGGUUUGGAACCUGAUGUUUGGACUUAUACUAUUUUGAUUAAUGGGUUCUGCAUGAAUCGAAGAAUGGGUGAGGCCAUGAAUCUAUUGAAAGAAAUGCAUCUUAAGAAUUUGGUUCCUCAUAUUGUAACUUAUAGUUGUCUUAUUGAUGGCUUGUGCAGAUCUGGGAGAAUAUCAUGUGCAUGGAAGUUUCUUAAUAAUAUGCAUGAUUAUGGUCCACCCCCGGAUAAUAUCACUUAUAGUAUCAUGUUGAAUGCUUUAUGGAAAAGCCAACAUCUUGACCAUGCAGUUUUUUUAUUUAAUCAAAUGAUUACAAGAGGUUUGGAACCCGACGUUUUGUGUUAUACCAUCAUGAUCGAUGGAUAUUGCAAGAGUAAAAGAAUAGACGAAGCCAUGAAUCUUCUUAAAGAAAUGUAUUUGAAAAAUUUGGUUCCUGAUAUUGCAACUUACACUAUACUUUUUGACGGCUUGUUCAAAUCUGAGAGAAUCUCGUAUGUAUGGCAGCUUGUUAAUGUGAUUCGUGACAGUGAUCCACCUCCCGAUGUUCUCAAUUACCUAGAUGCACUUUGCACUAGUGAGCAUCUUUACAAUAAUGGCCUUGCUUCAGCCCAUCAUUAGCAGAGGAAUUUGUUAUUGUGAUUUUUUCCAGCUCUAGAUAAAUGUGUGAAGAAUGAAGCACAGAUUGAACACAAAGGAAAACAUAAUGUUUUCUGAUCACCUAUUUGAGAUGUUAAUGUCUUCCAUUUUUUAAAUGGUGGAAGUUUUCCGAAGGAGUUAGCAUCCUACUCAGGAGCUCUACAGACAUCGAAAAGCAACAAUGGAAAUGAUGCAUAUGCACUUCCUGUCUAUUCAGCCACCAGGGCCUAUAUGAAUAUAUGAAUAUAUGAAUAUAUGAAUAUCACCUUAGUGCAACAUAUGCAAAAAAAAUUGGUCGACGAAAGAAUUGAAGAAUUUAUUGACUAUCGAUUCCCUUAGAAAACUCAGACAAAAACAACAACAAUAACAACCAAGCCUUAUCCCACUAAAUAGGUCAGCUACAUGGAUUAACUUUCGUCGUAAUGUUCUAUCACAGAUAAACUCAGAUGACAAUCUCAUACAGAGUUAUGUCACAGUUGGAAACAUGUAAUGUUAAAAUGCAUUAUGACACAUAAGGAGUAGCAGAUUCGGUUAUGGUUAUGACUCAUACAAGUUAUGCCAAAAUGCAUUUUGGUUCUACUAAAAGGCAUUAUGACACAUUAUGGAUCUGCUAAAACGCAUUACGACACAUACAUGUUAUGCUGAAAUGUAUUAUAAGCAAUACAAAUUCAUCUGUAUAGGUUCUGAAAAUUCAUUUGUACAUGUGUUUUGAAAAAUCAUUAUGGUUAUGCUAAAUGUAUCCAAAAUGUAGCAAUCCAUCUGAACAGGUUCUGAAAAUUCAUUAUGGCUGUAUGCCAAAAUGUAUCCAAAAUGUAACAAAUUCAUCUGUACAGGUUCUGAGAAUUUUGAUUCUGUUAAAUUCA